GGGAAUGGUACAAAUUAAUGAUUCCCGCAAGGAAGAUCCUUUCCAGAUUUCGAGGAUCUAGGGCACGCCUUUUCUCUCGUGGAAAGCAGGGCCUGUCUCGUUUCCGGUUGUGGUGAACUCCAUUAAAAGGCAACCCAUGACGCACUACAUGUUCACUGGGCCAAAGUUCCAGGCGGCCAGUUGUCUGUUUUCCUGUUCAUAUUUCAAGCCCAGACAUCUACCUUUCAGCCUUACUGAUACGCUGCCGUUGGAAUGAGCGCAGCGCAGCCUCAAGCAAUGUAUCCAACGUUAUCCAAACGAGUCCAAGGGGUCCAGACUUGGCAACACAUUUUGCGGCACGGGGCAUCGGCAUUCGCCCAGUUCGCUUUACGAUGCAAGCGAAUGGUGGAGGCUGGGACCCUUGUGAACCUAUGUUGCCAUCGUGGUUUUACACCUCUAGAUUCGUCGUUUUCUCUGGAACGGCUCAUCACAUUGGAUGGCUCGGGUCUGUCCGACGAGCAGCUUGUUAGCCAGAGGCAACAACAAGUCGCCGAACCGUCCAGUGAAAUGGCCUUCGCCAUUUACUUAUUCGAAGCGGCUAAACUGAACUCGGAGAUUCAAUAUAUUGCGCAAAGUAUCAUAAGAGAUACGCCUAGAUAUGCUUAUCCUAGAGUGACUAAUAUCAACGAUUGGUAAAAUGCUAUGCUAUAGUGACUAGAUGAGUGGUUAAAUAAGAUACCUAGUCUUGAUGACCCUGAUGUGUUAUAUCUGCGAACGACUUAUCAGAUUCGAUACCAGUCUACGAAUGCUCCUAUUGAGACCUAGUCCU
Molecule: messenger RNA, 808 nt
Organism: Fusarium redolens
Lineage: Eukaryota; Fungi; Ascomycota; Sordariomycetes; Hypocreales; Nectriaceae
Exons: 1
Coding region: 253-675 (140 amino acids)
Source: RefSeq, a predicted model, not a curated record